CUUUUAUAAACCGGGACAACAGAGACAGAAGUCCCACACUGCAUCAGUUUGUUUCUCGUGCACUUCCACGCUAUGAGAGCACGCUUUACAUCUUCUAAACUAUAGCAUAUAUCAUUGCAUAUCCAUUUCAAGUCCAGCUCCCUGUUUCUUUUUCAGUUUCUCCAGGACUGUCCCACCAUGCGUCUCCAGUUUGUCCUUUGCGUAAUGGCCCUGCUCGUCUGCCCGUUUCUGAGCGCCGGGUCGCGGAUAGCCAAACGCUUCGCCAUCGGCUGCUCGGAGAAGUGCGACAAGUCCCAGUGCCCGCCGAUCCCCGCUGACUGCUUGGCCGGAGACGUGCUGGAUCGCUGCGACUGCUGCCCGGUGUGCGCGUCCGGGGAGGGUGAGCAGUGCGGUGGCACUGCAGACCGCGAGUGCGCCGAGGGGAUGGAGUGUGUGGUGACCGACGGCGUGGAGGUGUCCGUCACCGUCAGGCGGAGGGGCAAGGCCGGUGUGUGCGAGUGCUCCAGCCCCGAGCCGGUGUGCGGCAGUGACGGGGUCUCCUACCGGAACAUCUGCGAGCUGAAGCUUGUCAGCAACCGGGCGAUGAAGCUGCAGCAGCCGCCGGUGAUUUUCAUCCAGAGAGGAUCCUGCGGGAAAGGUCAGCAGAACCCUGACAGUCUUCGUCACAAGUACAACUUCAUCGCUGACGUGGUGGAGAAGAUUGCACCUGCUGUCGUUCAUAUCGAACUGUACCGCAAGAUGAUAUUUUCCAAGCGGGAGGUGGCGGUAGCCAGCGGCUCUGGCUUUGUUGUGUCAGAGGACGGACUCAUCGUCACCAACGCCCACGUGGUGGCUAACAAGCACCGAGUCAAGGUGGAGCUGAAGAGCGGUGCCACAUUCGACGCCAAGAUCAAAGAUGUUGAUGAGAAGGCCGACAUCGCCCUGAUCAAGAUCGAUGCACCGAUGAAGCUGCCGGUGCUGCUGCUCGGCCGGUCGGCGGACCUGCGUCCCGGCGAGUUUGUGGUCGCCAUAGGCAGCCCCUUCUCCCUGCAGAACACCGUCACCACCGGCAUCGUCAGCACCACCCAGAGGGGGGGCAAGGAGCUGGGCCUACGCAACUCUGACAUGGACUACAUCCAGACCGAUGCCAUCAUCAACUACGGCAACUCAGGAGGACCACUAGUCAAUCUGGAUGGAGAGGUGAUUGGCAUCAACACUCUGAAAGUCACAGCAGGAAUCUCCUUCGCCAUCCCCUCAGACAAGAUCAGACAGUUCCUGGCCGAGUCACAUGACAGACAGGCCAAAGGUAAAACAUUCCAGAAGAAGAAAUACAUCGGCGUCAGGAUGAUGAGUCUCACUCAAACGCUGGCUAAGGAGCUUAAGGAGAGGCAGCCAGACUUCCCAGAUGUCACCUCUGGGGCGUACGUCAUUGAGGUCAUAAGCCGGACUCCAGCUGAGGCUGCUGGCCUGCAGGAAAGAGAUGUCAUCAUCAGCAUCAACGGCGAGCAGAUCACCACGGCCAGCGACGUGAGCGCAGCCAUAAAACGGGACGAGACGCUGCGAACGGUGGUGAGGCGAGGCAACGAGGACGUCCUCCUCACCAUCGUCCCCGAGGAGAUCGAGCCUUGACCUCUCGACGGAAACGAGCAAAACAAACCCAACCAGUCAACCAAUCCCGAGCUGGCUCUCAGUGUUUUUCAACCAAAUAUGAACACUUUGAAAAACCAAGCAACCAACAGGUGUAUGUGUGUGUGUCCGGGGGCCACACCUACUGGGUUUAAGAACUUGUAAUUAUUAGCACUACUACUCUUCCAUGCUGUUACGCUCGCACACGCCUUCAAAGGUCCGACCCUUCAACUUCUCAUGUUAGUUUUUCUUCUAAUCCCGAUUUACAUCAUCACAGACCGUUUAUAUUCUACUAACGCCAUCUGUCGCUACAAAGAGGUUACUGCAGGUUCUCGUAAUUCUGUUUUGUUGUGUAUGUUCUUGACAGAAUAUAUUUUUAAUAGUUUGUUUCUGUUUCUAUGUGUUUGAUGACAUUUUUUCAAAAAAGGGAAUAAACUUAUUUUACAAAAGUGUUUUCUUUA
Messenger RNA from Sander lucioperca (pikeperch), 2066 nucleotides. RefSeq names its product HtrA serine peptidase 1b (gene htra1b). Gene Ontology annotation, cellular component: extracellular region. The transcript is spliced from 10 exons. Lineage: Eukaryota; Metazoa; Chordata; Actinopteri; Perciformes; Percidae. Gene Ontology annotation, biological process: proteolysis; programmed cell death; positive regulation of apoptotic process. Gene Ontology annotation, molecular function: serine-type endopeptidase activity; protein binding. Bases 178 to 1608 code for a protein of 476 amino acids. The record is from RefSeq and is a predicted model, not a curated record.